Molecule: messenger RNA, 9782 nt
Organism: Erinaceus europaeus (western European hedgehog)
Lineage: Eukaryota; Metazoa; Chordata; Mammalia; Eulipotyphla; Erinaceidae
Gene: HTT
Product: huntingtin
Exons: 67
Coding region: 111-9515 (3134 amino acids)
Biological process (GO): microtubule-based transport
Cellular component (GO): nucleus; cytoplasm
Source: RefSeq, a predicted model, not a curated record
CGGGACGGCUCAAGAUGGCCGGCGGCCCGGGUCCCGUUUCCGCCCGCGGCCCCGCGCCCCAUUCAUCGGCCGGCCGCUGAGCGGGCGCGUCGACGACGAGCAGGGCCGCCAUGGCCACGCUGGAGAAGCUCAUGAAGGCCUUCGAGUCCCUGCGCUCCUUCCAGCAGCCGCCGCCGCCGCCGCACACGACGCCGCCGCCGCAGCCGCCGGGCCCCGCGGACGAGCCGCCGCCGCGACCAAAGAAGGACCUCGCGGCCUCCAAGAAGGAGCGCGUCAACCACUGCCUGACAAUAUGUGAGAACAUCGUGGCGCAGUCUCUCAGAAACUCUCCGGAAUUUCAGAAACUCCUGGGCAUCGCCAUGGAGCUCUUCCUGCUGUGCAGUGACGACGCGGAGUCGGACGUCAGGAUGGUGGCUGACGAGUGUCUCAACAAAGUCAUCAAGGCUUUGAUGGACUCCAACCUCCCGAGACUGCAGCUGGAGCUCUACAAGGAGAUCAAGAAGAACGGCGCGUCCCGGAGCCUGCGCGCUGCCCUGUGGAGGUUUGCCGAGCUCGCUCACCUGGUCCGGCCUCAGAAGUGCAGGCCUUAUCUGGUGAAUCUCCUGCCUUGCCUCACGCGGACGAGCAAGAGGCCCGAGGAGUCUGUCCAGGAGACCUUGGCUGCAGCUGUCCCCAAGAUCAUGGCUUCUUUCGGCAACUUUGCAAAUGACAAUGAAAUCAAGGCCCUGCUGAAGGCCUUCGUCGCCAACCUGAAGUCCGGUUCCCCCACCAUCCGGCGGACGGCGGCCAGCUCGGCCGUGAGCAUCUGCCAGCACUCGAGAAGGACGCAGUACUUCUACAGCUGGCUGCUGGGCGCGCUGCUUGGUCUGCUCAGCCCUGCCGAGGAGGUUCACUCCACGCUCCUGACUCUCGGGGUGCUGCUCACGCUGAGGUACUUGGUACCCCUGCUGCAGCAGCAAGUCAAGGACACCAGCCUGAAGGGCAGCUUCGGGGUGACCCGGAAGGAGAUGGAGGUCUCCCCCUCCACAGAGCAGCUUGUGCAGGUCUACGAGCUGAGUCUGCGCCACACGCAGCACCAGGACCACAACGUGGUGACCGGGGCGCUCGAGCUCCUGCAGCAGCUGCUGCGCACGCCCCCGCCCGAGCUGCUCCUCGCCCUGACCUCGGCCGGCGGCAUCGGGCGGCUGGGGGCUGCCAGGGACGCACCGGGCUUCCGGCCCCGCAGCGGCAGCAUCACGGAGCUCCUCGCUGCUGAGGGUUCUUCAUGCAGCCCUGUCCUCUCAAGAAAACAAAAAGGGAAAGUGCUCUUCGGAGAGACCUUGGAGGACGACUCGGAGUCUCAGUCAGAGGACAGCAGCCCGGCCUUCACAGCUUCGGUCAAGGGCGAGCUGGGCGGCGAGCCGGCCGCCUCCUCUGGCCUCUCCACGCCAGGCUCCACCAGCUCCACCGCAGACCCCGCAGGCCACGACAUCAUCACAGAGCAGCCGCGCUCCCAGCACAGCCUGCAGCCGGACGCCGACGGGGACGGGGACGACGGGGACGGGGACGGGGACGGGGACGAGGACGUCCUGAGCCGCAGCUCCAGCCAGGUCAGCGCCGUGCCCUCCGACGCGGCCACGGACCUGAACGACGGCACGCAGGCCUCCUCGCCGCUGAGUGACAGCUCGCAGACCACCACCGAGGGGCCCGACUCGGCCGUGACCCCGUCGGACAGCUCUGAGAUCGUGUUAGACGGCGUGGACGGCCAGUACUCGGGGCUGGGGCAGCUGCAGGAUGAGGACGACGCGGAAACCGCGGGCGUCCUGCCGGACGAGGCCGAGGCCGAGGCAGCUUUUGGGAGCUCCUCUGUGGCCCUCCAGCAGGCGCGUGUGCAGACGGCCGGGGGCCACAGCCGGCAGGCCUCCGACGGCAGCGCGGACAAGUUUGUCUCCAGAGACGACGCUGGCGAGCCGGGGGACCCCGAGAACAGGCCCUGCCGCAUCAAAGGUGACAUCGGCCAGCCCACUGACAGCGACUCGGCGCCUCUCCUGCACUGCGUCCGCCUGCUGUCCGCCUCCUUUCUGCUGACUGGGGAGAAGAGCGCGCUGGUUCCAGACAGGGACGUGCGGGUCAGCGUGAAGGCGCUGGCGCUCAGCUGUGUCGGCGCGGCGGUGGCCCUGUACCCCGAGGCGUUCUUCAGCAAGCUCUACAGAGAACCCCUGGAUGCCGCCGAGCCCGCCGACGAGCAGUACGUGUCGGACGUCCUGAACUACAUCGACCACGGGGACCCGCAGGUCAGAGGCGCCACGGCCAUCCUGUGCGGGACCCUCUUGCACUCCACCCUCAGCAGGUCCCGCUUCCACGUGGGGGACUGGAUGGGCUCCGUCCGCGCCCUGACAGGAAACAGCUUUUCUCUGGCCGACUGCGUCCCCCUGCUGCAGCAGACCCUCAGGGAUGAGUCUUCGGUCACCUGUAAGCUGGCCUGCAUGGCCGUGAGGCUCUGCGUCCCGAGCCUGUGCAGCAGCAGCUACAGCGAGCUGGGCCUCCGGCUCGUCACCGACCUGCUCGGCCUGCGGCACAGCUCCUACUGGCUGGUGAGGACCGAGCUGCUGGAGACGCUGGCGGAGGUCGACUUCAGACUGGUGUGCUUUCUGGAGUCCAGAGCAGAAUCCUUGCAUAGAGGGACCCAUCGUUAUACCGGGCUUUUGAAACUACAAGAACGGGUCCUGAAUAACGUGGUCAUCUACCUGCUUGGGGAUGAGGACCCCAGGGUCCGGCACGUGGCGGCAGCGUCCCUGACAAGGCUUGUCCCAAAGCUGUUUUAUCAGUGUGACCAAGGGCAGGCUGACCCCGUGGUGGCCAUGGCCAGAGAUCAGAGCAGCGUCCACCUGAAGCUUCUCAUGCACGAGACACCGCCGCCCUCCCACGUCUCCGUCAGCACCAUCACCAGAGUCUACAGGGGCUACAGCCUGCUGCCUAGCAUGACGGACGUCACCGUGGAAAACAACCUCUCCAGAGUCAUCGCUGCCGUCUCGCACGAGCUCGUCACCUCCACCACCCGCGCGCUGACGUUCGGCUGCUGUGAAGCUCUGUGCCUCCUGUCAACCGCCUUCCCGGUGUGCGUCUGGAGUCUAGGUUGGCACUGCGGAGCCCCGCCCCUGGGCACCUCUGCCGAGUCCAGGCACAGCUGCACCGUAGGGAUGGCCGCCGCCAUCCUCUCCCUGCUCUCGUCCGCGUGGUUCCCGCUGGACCUCUCGGCCCACCAGGACGCACUCAUUUUAGCCGGGAACCUGCUGGCAGCCAGCGCCCCCCGGUCUCUGCAAAGCCCCUGGAGCGCGGACGACGAGGCGGGCCCGGCCGCGGGUAAGCAGGAGGAGGCGUGGCCGGCGCUGGGGGACCGCAGCCUGGCGCCCAUGGUGGAGCAGCUCUUCUCACACCUGCUCAAGGUCAUCAACAUCUGUGCGCACGUGCUGGACGACGUGGCACCCGGGCCGGCCACCAAGGCAGCCUUGCCGUCUCUGACAAACCCCCCCUCGCUGAGCCCGAUCCGACGGAAGGGGAAGGAGAAGGAGCCAGGGGAGCAGCCGGCCGUGCCGCCGAGUCCCAAGAAGGGCGGCGAAGCCAGUCCGGCCUCCCGGCAGCCUGACGCCUCGGGGCCGGCCGCAGCCAACAAGUCCUCCGCGCUGGGGAGUUUCUGCCACCUCCCCGCCUACCUCAAGCUGCACGACGUGCUCAAGGCCACCCACGCCAACUACAAGGUCACCCUGGACCUUCAGAACAGCUCAGAGAAGUUUGGGGGCUUUCUGCGCUCUGCCCUGGAUGUGCUCUCGCAGCUCCUGGAGCUGGCCACCCUGCAGGACAUCGGGAAGUGCGUGGAGGAGAUCCUCGGUUACCUGAAGACCUGCUUCCAGCGGGAGCCCACGAUGGCCACUGUGUGUGUCCAGCAGCUGCUGAAGACUCUCUUUGGGACAAACCUGGCCUCCCAGUCCCACAGCUUCUCGGCCAAGCCCAGCAAGUGUCAGGGCCGGGCCCAGCGCCUCGGCUCGUCGAGUGUGAGGCCGGGCCUGUACCACUGCUGCUUCAUGGCUCCCUACACCCACUUCACGCAGGCGCUGGCCGACGCCAGCCUGAGGAACAUGGUGCAGGCCGAGCAGGACCAGGACCCCUCUGGGUGGUUCGACGUGCUCCAGAGGGUGUCCGCCCAGCUGAAGCCAAACCUCACCAGCGCCACCAAGAACCGUGCGGACAAGAAUGCUAUCCACAGCCACAUCCGCUUGUUUGAGCCCCUGGUCAUCAAGGCCUUGAAGCAGUACACCACCACCACGUCGGUGCGGCUGCAGAAGCAGGUCUUGGAUCUGCUGGCCCAGCUGGUGCAGCUGCGGGUCAACUACUGUCUCCUGGACUCCGACCAGGUGUUCAUCGGCUUUGUGCUGAAGCAGUUCGAGUACAUUGAAGUGGGCCAGCUCAGGGAGUCGGAGGCCAUUAUCCCGAACAUCUUUUUCUUCCUGGUGCUGCUUUCGUACGAGCGCUACCACUCGAAGCAGAUCAUCGGCAUCCCCAAGAUCAUUCAGCUGUGUGACGGCAUCAUGGCCAGCGGGCGCAAGGCCGUGACCCACGCCAUCCCGGCCCUGCGGCCCGUCGUGCACGACCUCUUCGUCCUGAGGGGGGCCAACAAGGCUGACGCCGGGAAGGAGCUGGAGACCCAGAAGGAGGUGGUGGUGUCCAUGCUGCUGCGGCUCAUCCGGCACCACCAGGUGGUGGAGAUGCUCGUCCUGGUGCUGCGGCGGCGCCACAGAGAGAGCGAGGACGGGUGGAAGCGGCUGUCGCGGCAGGUCGCCGACGCUGUGCUGCCCGCGCUGGCCAAGCAGCAGAUGCACAUCGACUCCCACGAAGCCCUCGGCGUGCUCAACACCCUGUUUGAGGUGCUGGCCCCAUCCUCGCUGCGCCCCGUGGACAUGCUUCUGCGCAGCAUGUUCGCCACGCCGGACUCCAUGGCGUCCACGAGCACGGUGCAGCUGUGGGUCUCGGGCAUCCUGGCCAUUCUGCGUGUCCUCAUCUCCCAGUCCACGGAAGACAUUGUCCUUUCCCGGAUCCAGGAGCUCUCCCUGUCCCCCCACCUGGUCUCCUGCCCGAACAUAAGCAGGCUGCGGCUGAGGGAUGGGGACAGCCGAGUGCCACUCCCGGAGCCCAGCGAGGGGCAGCGCGCCAAGAGCCCGCCCGAGGAAACGCUCUCCCGGUUCCUGCUCCAGCUGGUGGGCGUCCUGCUGGACGACCUCGUGACCAGGCAGCCGCACGCGGACAUGACGCCGCAGCAGCACACCUUCCACUGCCAGGCGCUGGGCACCCUGCUCAUGAGCCUCAUCCACGUCUUCAAGUCGGGAAUGUUCCGGAGGGUCACGGCGGCCGCCACCAGGCUCUUCACGGCCGGGGACGGGGACGGCAGCUUCUACGGGCUGGAGGGCCUGAACGCCCGCGUGCGCUCCAUGGUGCCCACGCACCCGGCCCUCGUGCUGCUGUGGUGCCAGGUCCUGCUGCUAGUCAGCCACACGGACUACCGCUGGUGGGCCGCCGUGCAGCAGACGCCCAAGAGGCGCGGCUUGUCCCGCACGAAGUCUCGGAGCCCCCAGCGGCCGUUGGAGGAGGAGGAGGAGGAGGAGGAUGUGGACGAGGACGCGGCUGCCUCCCUGGGUGUGUGCAAUCGUGAGAUCGUGCGCAGGGGGGCGCUCAUCCUCUUCUGUGACUACGUGUGUCAGAACCUGCACGACUCGGAGCACCUGACGUGGCUGGUGGUGAACCACGUCCGGGACCUGAUCGGCCUGGCACAGGAGCCGCCCGUGCAGGACUUCCUCAGCGCCGUGCACCGCAGCUCGGCCGCCAGCGGCCUCUUCCUGCAGGCCGUGCAGGCCCGCCUCCCGCACCUCUGCACGCCCGCCAUGCUGAAGAGGACGCUGUGGUGCCUGGAGGGCAUCCACCUCGGCCAGUCGGGCGCCCUGCUGACGCUGUGCGUGGGCGAGCUCCUGUGCACGCCCUUCCGGGCCCUGGCCCGCACAGCCGACGCCCUGGCCUGCCGCCGCGUGGAGAUGCUGCUGGCCGCCGACUCGCAGGGCGGCUCGGCACAGUUGUCGGGGGAAGAGCUGAGCAGGAUCCAGGAGCACCUGCAGGACGGCGGGCUGGCACAGAGGCACCAGCGUCUCUACUCCUUGCUGGACAGGCUGCGACUGGCCACCGCCCCAGGGUCUCGGGGCCCCACCCCUCCCCUCACCUCCCACCCGCUGGACGGGGACGGGCCUCUGGCACUGGAGACCGUGAACCCAGACAAAGACUGGUACAUCCGGCUGGUCAGAUCCCAGUGCUGGGCCCGCUCGGACUUGGCGCUGCUGGAGGGGGCGGAGCUGGUGAAGCGGAUCCCCGCUGGAGACAUGGGCGCUUUCAUGAUGCACCCGGAGUUCAACCUCAGCCUGCUGGCGCCCUGCCUCAGCCUGGGCCUGCGCGAGAUCGCCGGGGGCCGCGAGAGCCCCCUGUUCGAGGCGGCGCGCCUGGCGACGCUGGAGCGCAUGGCGGGCAUGGUGCGCCGGCUCCCCGCCACCCACCAGGUGUUCCAGCCCUUCCUGCCGGCCGAGCCCACAGCCUACACGAGCGAGUUGAGCAGCCUGUUCGGGGAUGCUGCGUGGUACCGGGCGCUGACCACGCUGGCCCGCGCGCUGGCCCAGUACCUGCUGGCCUUCUCCGAGCUGCCCAGCCACCUGCAGCUCCCGACUGAGAAGGAGCCCGGCACCGUCAGCUUUGUGGUGGCGACCCUGGAGGCGCUGUGCUGGCGGCUGAUGCAGGAACCGCUGCCCCUGAGCCUGGACCUGCAGGCCGGCCUGGACUGCUGCUGCCUGGCCCUGCAGCUGCCCGGCCUCUGGGCCGCGCUGUCCGCCGCCGAGAUGGUCACCCAGGCCUGCUCCCUCAUCCACUGCGUCCGCUUCAUCCUGGAGGCCCUCCUGGUGCAGCCUGGGGACCAGCUGCUCAGCCCCGAGAGGAGGACGGCCACUCCGCGGGCAGCCAGAGACUGGGGACGUUCCAGUGCCCUGAGACCCAAGUACGUCACCGCGGCCUGCGGGAUGGUGGCAGAGAUGGUGGAGGCCCUGCCGUCUGUGCUGGCCCUGGGCCACAGGAGGAACAGCCGCACGCCGGCCUUCCUCACCCCCGUGCUCAGGAACGUCGUGGUCAGCCUGGCCCGCCUGCCGCUGGUCAACAGCUACACGCGCGUGCCCCCGCUCGUGUGGAAGCUCGGGUGGUCCCCCGAGCCUGGAGGGGAUUUCGGCACCGUGUUUCCCGAGAUCCCCGUGGAGUUCCUGCAGGAGAAGGAGGUCUUCAGGGAGUUCAUCUACCGCGUCAACACACUGGGCUGGACCAACCGCACCCAGUUUGAGGAGACCUGGGCCACCCUGCUCGGCGUCCUGGUGACUCAGCCCCUCGUGACGGAGCGGGAGGAGAGCCCCCCGGAGGAGGACACGGAGCGGACGCAGAUACACGUGCUGGCCGUGCAGGCCAUCACCUCCCUGGUGCUGAGCGCCAUGAGCGUGCCCGUGGCCGGCAACCCUGCUGUGAGCUGCCUGGAACAGCAGCCUCGCAACAAGCCCCUGAAGGCGCUGGACACCAGGUCUGGCCGCAAGCUGCGCCUCGUCAGAGGCAUCGUGGAGCAGGAGAUCCAAGCCCUGGUCUCCAAGCGGGACAACGUCGCCACCCACCACCUGUACCAGGCACGGGACCCCGUGCCCUCGCUGUCUCCGGCCACCACAGGUACCGGCCGCUGCUCGGACCCGGGCCCGCCCACAAACCGCGCCCGGGUCGAGGCUCCGUCUGGAGGUUGUGAUGCAGGUGGUGGAGGCGUCCUCAUCAGCCACGACCGGCUACUGCUGCAGACCAACGCCGAGCGGGAGCUGGGCAGCGCGGGCUACCAGCUGGGCCAGGUGUCCAUCCACUCCGUGUGGCUGGGGAACGGCAUCACGCCCCUGCGCGAGGAGGAGUGGGGCGAGGAGGAGGAGGAGGAGGCUGACGCGCCCGCCCCGUCGACACCGCCCACGUCCCCCGUCAACUCCAGGAAGCACCGUGCCGGUGUGGACAUCCACUCCUGCUCACAGUUCCUGCUGGAGCUGUACAGCCGCUGGGUCCUGCCCUCCAGCUCUGGCCGCAGGACGCCCGUCAUCCUGGUCAGCGAGGUGGUCCGCUCGCUGCUCGUGGUCUCGGACCUGUUCACCGAGCGCGGCCAGUUUGACACGAUGUACCGCACGCUGACGGAGCUGCGCAGGGUGCACCCCGCGGAAGACGAGAUCCUGGCGCAGUACCUGGUGCCCGCGCUCUGCAAGGCCGCCGCUGUCCUGGGCAUGGACAAGGCCGUGGCCGAGCCGGUGAGCCGUCUGCUGGAGAGCACCCUGAGGAGCGCCCACCUGCCCAGCAGGCUCGGGGCCCUGCACGGCGCCCUCUACGUGCUGGAGUGCGACCUGCUGGACGACACGGCCCGGCAGCUGGUCCCCGUGCUCAGCGACUACCUGCUGUCCAACCUCAAGGCCGUGGCCCACUGCGUGAACACCCACAGCCAGCAGCACGUGCUGGUCAUGUGCGCCACGGCCUUCUACCUGAUGGAGAACUACCCCCUGGACGUGGGCCCCGAGUUCUCGGCCUCCAUCAUCCAGAUGUGCGGCGCGCUGCUGGCGGGCAGCGAGGAGGCCACACCGUCGGUGCUGUUCCACUGCGCGCUGCGGGGCCUGGAGCGCCUGCUGCUGUCGGAGCAGCUGUCCCGGCUGGACUCCGAGGCGCUGGUCAAGCUGAGCGUGGACAGGGUGAACGUGCACAGCCCGCACCGGGCCAUGGCCGCCCUGGGGCUCAUGCUCACCUGCAUGUACACAGGGAAGGAGAAGGUCAGCCCGGGCCGCAGCGCGGAGCCCAGCCCCGCGGCGCCGGACAGCGAGUCUGUGAUCGUGGCCAUGGAGCGCGUGUCGGUGCUGUUUGACAGGAUCAGGAAGGGCUUCCCCUGCGAGGCCCGGGUGGUGGCGCGCAUCCUGCCGCAGUUCCUGGACGACUUCUUCCCGCCGCAGGACGUCAUGAACAAGGUCAUCGGGGAGUUCCUGUCGGGCCAGCAGCCGCACCCCCAGCUCAUGGCUUCCGUGGUGCACCAGGUCUUCCAGACCCUGCACAGCACAGGCCAGUCGUCCAUGGUCCGUGACUGGGUCAUGCUGUCCCUGUCCAACUUCACGCAGCGUACGCCAGUGGCCAUGGCCGUGUGGAGUCUCUCCUGCUUCUUUGUCAGUGCGUCCACCAGCCCCUGGGUCUCCGCCAUCCUGCCGCACGCCGUGAGCAGAGUGGGCAGGCUGGAGCCCGUGGACGUGAACCUCUUCUGCCUGGUGGCCGCAGACUUUUACAGACACCAGGUGGAGGGGGAGCUGGACCGCAGGGCCUUCCAGUCGGUGUUCGAGGUGGUGGCGGCACCGGGGAACCCCUACCAGAGGCUGCUGGCCGUGCUGCGUAGCGUGCACCAGGCUGCCGCGUGCUGAGCCCAGGGAGGCCCGGCCGGGGCAGCCAUGAGGAGACAGGCCGGCUCGGGGCUCGCUGCCCUUGGAUUCCGGCAACCGCCAUCCCGGAGCCCAUCAGCCGAGCCGAGGCGGGUGCGGGCGGGGUGCGGGUGGGCGCCCACCGUGCUAGGCGGGACGUGGGGGGUGGGGGGUGGCGGGGUGGCCCGGAGCCAGGCCCCAGCCCUCCUCACUCUGUCUUCUCAGGAUUUAAAAUUUAAUUCUGUCAUUAAAGAGAUUAAUUUUAAGGUA